GAUAAGCCUUUACAAAGUAUUCCCGCCAAAUGCAGUCUCGCUAAACUUCAUAGUGUGGUUAUUGACAGUAGAUCUGUAUUACAAUAACUGUAUUACAAUAGCUAACAAAAGUCGACUGGUACCAGUUAUAGCGUUUUGUCUUGUGAUAUUAUAAAAGCAAGAUUGGCGAAAGUAUAUUAUAUUAUAAAUAAUAACAAUGAGUGAACAAAACAGCUCCCCUGUACGUUCUGAACGAAAUGCAGAGGCAAUGACCUCACCUGCACCUGAUAUAGAUGAACCAUUCGAAGAUGAAUCUGAUUUACUUGGUGAAGAAAAUGAAGGCAAUAUUGUGGAAGAAGAGGAAGAAGGAGAAGAAUUAUUUGGAGAUAAUAUGGAAGCUGAUUAUCGGCCUAUGUCAGCAUUGGACAGAUAUGAUCCCAAUCUCCUUGAUGAAGAAGAAUAUUCAGACAUAUCUCAGGGAGAACGUAUAGCUGCUGAAACUGAAAUGCGAAAAAGAGAUCGUGCAGCAGGCAUCAUAAGAGAUGAUCGCGAUUUGCUUUAUGAUGAAACUGAUGAAGAAGAAGUACAGGCACGCAAGCGACGUAUGGCUGAAAAGGCUGCUACGGGUGUAUUAGAAGAUGCUGAAAUGAUCGAAUCCAUUGAAAACUUAGAGGAUACAAAAGGGCAUUCGGUAAAAGAAUGGGUCAUGAUGUUAGGACCACGAACGGAAAUUUCGAAUCGUUUCAAGAGUUUUCUUCGCACCCAUACAAACUCGAAGGGACAGUACAUGUAUAAAGAACGUAUUCGCCACAUGUGCGAAAGUAAUCAGGCGAGUUUCGUAGUGGAAUUUCCCAUUCUCGCCAGUAAGGAACAUGUUUUGGCCUAUUUCUUACCAGAGGCGCCAUUUCAAAUGCUUGAGAUAUUUGAUGAAGUGGCGAAAGAACUGGUACUAACGAUUUUUCCUAGUUACGAAAGAGUCACGUCGGAAAUUCACGUGAGAAUAUCGGAGUUGCCGUUGAUAGAGGAGUUACGCACGUUCAGGAAACUCCAUUUGAAUCAAUUGGUCCGCACUCUUGGAGUCGUCACGGCUACAACGGGAGUUUUGCCGCAAUUAUCAGUGGUGAAAUAUGAUUGUACAAAGUGCGGUUAUAUCCUCGGACCUUUCGUUCAAUCCCAGAACACGGAAGUCAAGCCAGGCUCGUGUCCCGAGUGUCAGAGCAUUGGUCCGUUCAUGGUCAAUAUGGAAAAAACGAUAUACAGGAACUACCAGAAGAUUACAAUACAGGAGUCUCCAGGUAGAAUACCAGCUGGUAGAAUACCUCGCAGUAAGGACUGUAUUCUAUUAUCCGAUCUCUGCGAUCGUUGCAAACCAGGAGAUGAAAUAGACGUUACCGCUAUUUACACCAAUAAUUACGAUGGUUCUUUAAACACCGAACAAGGCUUCCCAGUAUUUUCCACAGUAUUAUUAGCUAACCACUUAUUCGUCAAAGAUUCGAAGGAGAUCGUGGAUUCGCUAACAGAAGAAGAUAUCUCGAAUAUACUCGCUUUGAGCAAGGAUCAACGCAUUGCCGAUCGCAUUGUUGCGAGUGUCGCACCUUCAAUUUACGGCCAUGAGAAUAUCAAGAGAGCCUUGGCGUUAUCGAUAUUUGGCGGCGAGCCGAAAAAUCCUGGUAACAAGCAUAAGGUUCGAGGCGACAUAAAUGUCUUGCUAUGCGGCGACCCCGGCACUGCCAAGUCGCAGUUUUUGAAAUAUGUGGAGAAGGUAGCACCCAGGGUAGUGUUUACCACCGGUCAGGGGGCCUCGGCCGUCGGUCUGACCGCUUACGUGAGGAGAUCGCCUACCACCAGAGAGUGGACUAUAGAAGCUGGAGCUUUAGUCCUUGCCGACCAUGGAAUAUGUCUCAUUGAUGAGUUCGACAAAAUGAACGAUCAAGACAGAACGUCCAUCCAUGAAGCUAUGGAGCAGCAGAGUAUUUCUAUUUCCAAGGCCGGUAUCGUCACAUCUCUCCACGCCAGAUGCGCAGUGAUAGCGGCGUCUAAUCCUAUCGGCGGUCGAUACGACCCUAGCAUGACCUUUUCAGAAAAUGUGGACCUAUCGGAACCGAUUCUUUCGCGAUUUGACGCGCUAUGCAUAGUCAAGGACGAGAUCGAUCCUAUGCAGGACCGUCAUCUGGCCAAAUUCGUUGUCAAUUCGCACAUCAAGCAUCAUCCCACGAGCACAGAAAGAACACAAGCCAUAGAGUUGGAUCCCGUUAUACAGAGUUUAUCCAUUCCGCAAGAUCUUCUCAAAAAGUAUAUCGUUUACGCCAAACAGAAUGUACAUCCCAAGCUGACCAACAUUGAUCAGGACAAAGUAGCGAAAUUGUACAGUCAACUGAGACAAGAGAGCUUGGCGACUGGGAGUUUGCCAAUCACCGUUCGCCAUAUAGAAAGCAUUAUUCGUAUGGCAGAAGCUAGCGCGAAGAUGCAUUUAAGAGAUCACGUACAGGAAAGCGACAUGAAUCUCGCCAUCAGAAUGGCCCUCGAUAGUUUUGUCGAUACACAAAAAUAUUCUGUAAUGAAAUCUAUGCGCCAGACGUUCCAGAAGUAUCUGUCAUACAAGAAAGAUCACAGCGAACUCCUGUAUUACAUACUACGACAAAUCACUUUGGACACUUUGGCGUUUCAAAAGGCUUUGCACGGCGGACGUAUCGCAACUAUUGAAAUUUCAGAAAAAGAUCUAUUAGAGCGGGCUAAGCAGAUCGACAUACACAAUCUACAUCCAUUUUACGAAAGUGACAUAUUCAAGACAAACAAUUUCACUUUCGAACCAAGAAGAAAAGUGAUAGUACAGACUCUGCCCGAAGAUAUUGAAGAUUGAUCCGAGAAAAGUGACAUUAUAUUUUUGCAUAUGUAUUUAAAUUGUGUAACAAAAUAGUAUAAUUUUUUAUAUCCUCCAAUGUAAAAUUUUUAUAUCGUUAAUUGUCUGACAAAAGCCUAAUUAACACACUGUAUACCAAUCUUAUUAUUAUACAAUUAUAACAAAUUAAGGAUCGAGAAAUUUAGGAACAGAAAUACAUAGAGAAACAACCCACACACCAUGCAUGUCUCGAAGACGUCUUAAAGAAGUUCAAAAGACACCUAAAAAAAGUAGGGCAUCUUUUGAACGAGUCUCCCACCACGUUGUGUGGGAAAGUGUUUACAAAAUGACUAGGAGAAUCGAUUUCUAUAAAAAUAUAUUUAGACUCAUGUAAUUGUGCACAUAUCAGAACUAAACAUCGCUUUUAUGUUUAAAAGAUCUUUUAAACUUAACAUUUUUGUUUAUCUUAGCGAGUACUGCAUACUCCUAAAUUUUUUGAUCCUUUGAUGACAUCCUUUGAUCCUUCUAUAUUAUUGUUACAUGUGAAACCCUCGUUAAAUAUAUUCUUAAGAAAGCAAUUA
Odontomachus brunneus is the source of this 3399-nucleotide messenger RNA. RefSeq names its product DNA replication licensing factor Mcm2 (gene Mcm2). Gene Ontology annotation, cellular component: MCM complex; nucleus. The record is from RefSeq and is a predicted model, not a curated record. Bases 197 to 2839 code for a protein of 880 amino acids. Gene Ontology annotation, biological process: mitotic DNA replication initiation; DNA replication; double-strand break repair via break-induced replication. Gene Ontology annotation, molecular function: single-stranded DNA binding; single-stranded DNA helicase activity; ATP binding. The transcript has 15 exons. Lineage: Eukaryota; Metazoa; Arthropoda; Insecta; Hymenoptera; Formicidae.